AUGUCUGUAGCCAAUGAGCCCGCAGAUCCUAUCGCCAGAGGCAUCUUGCCCACGGCCAAACAGUCCUUGAAAGACUUGUUCGUGUGGAAACAGAGAGUCGUCGUUAGGAACGAAUACGGCGAGGAGCACACUGAGUGGCAAGCGCCCGAGCCUUUGAAGAACCCAAUCAGCCUCUUUGCUCAACUCAGUGCGAGGGAUUGGCUGUACUUCAUUGUCGGGUUUGCCUCAUGGACUGCCGACGCUUUCGACUUCCACGCGCUCUCGAUCCAGACGGUCAAAUUGUCCAAGUACUACAACCGCUCAAAAACGGACAUAACCACCGCCAUUACACUCACCUUGUUACUGCGAUCUAUCGGUGCCGCCGUUUUCGGCUUUGCUGGAGACAAGUGGGGUCGAAAGUGGCCAAUGGUGGUGAACAUGGUCAUCUUAGGUCUGCUUCAGGUUGCAACUAUCUAUGCUGCCACUUUCCAGCAAUUCCUGGCUGUUCGGAGUCUCUUCGGGCUCUUCAUGGGUGGUGUGUUCGGAAAUGCUAUUGCCAUGGCGCUCGAGAACUGCCCGACCAACGCUCGUGGUCUUAUGAGCGGUAUUCUGCAACAAGGUUAUUCGUUCGGCUACGUCCUGGCGGCGUGUGCAAAUCUCGCCGUUGGUGGAUCGACCGAAUCCUGGAAGACUGUCUUCUGGGCUGGUGCGGGUCUUUCCAUUGGUGUUGGACUCAUUCGAAUUCUGUUCCCCGAGUCUAAGCAAUUCGUCGAGGCGCGUAAGGCUGGCAAGCGAGCACAGGCGCCUGGAGUUUUCUGGCUGGAGACGAAGAAGAUGAUUCGACAAGAGUGGAAGAUGUGCGUUUACUGCAUCAUCUUGAUGACUUGGUUCAACUAUUAUUCCCACACUAGCCAAGAUUCUUACACCACGUUCAUGAAGACGCAGAAAGAGCUGUCUGAUUCCGGAGCAACGCGCGCUUCUAUCCUGAUGAAGACGGGUGCCUGUGUUGGCGGGACUUUCAUCGGCUACUUUUCGCAGUGGUUUGGUCGUCGACGAUCCAUCAUCUGCGCCGCGUUAAUCUCCGCCUGCCUCAUCCCGGCAUGGAUUCUUCCUGAGACUGAGGGUGGUCUUUCGGCGUCCGGCUUCAUGAUUCAAUUCUUCGUUCAAGGAGCGUGGGGAGUUAUCCCCAUCCACCUGAACGAGCUGUCACCUCCGGCCUUCCGAUCCAGUUUCCCUGGCAUCACAUACCAACUGGGCAACAUGAUAUCGUCUCCAUCUGCCCAAAUUGUCAACGCCAUCGCCGAAAGUCACUUCCUCAGGUCGCAUAAGAGCGGCGAUAUUGUCGAGGCUUACGGCCCGACUAUGGGCAUUGCAACUGCCAUCAUUGCACUCGGCAUCGCGGUUACGGCUGCUCUUGGGCCUGAGAAGAAAGGUCGCCACUUCGAGACUGUUGGCCCGCCCGUUGCUGCGGACAUUCCCAAGGACAUUGAGGAGGGCCGCAUCAGCGAGGAGAAGUCCGAGACCAAAGCGGUUGAAGUCAGCCAGAAGGCUUAG
This is a messenger RNA of Didymosphaeria variabile, 1533 nucleotides long. RefSeq lists its product as uncharacterized. The record is from RefSeq and is a predicted model, not a curated record. Lineage: Eukaryota; Fungi; Ascomycota; Dothideomycetes; Pleosporales; Didymosphaeriaceae. The coding region runs from base 1 to 1533 and encodes 510 amino acids. The transcript has 3 exons. Gene Ontology annotation, molecular function: carboxylic acid transmembrane transporter activity. Gene Ontology annotation, biological process: transmembrane transport; carboxylic acid transport. Gene Ontology annotation, cellular component: plasma membrane.